Copidosoma floridanum is the source of this 1422-nucleotide messenger RNA. Its product is annotated as zinc finger protein 853-like. The record is from RefSeq and is a predicted model, not a curated record. NCBI's taxonomy places the organism in Eukaryota, Metazoa, Arthropoda, Insecta, Hymenoptera, Encyrtidae.
AUGCUGCACAGCGCACCGCCACCCCGGGCCUACCUGGUCCCGCUGGCCAUGGGCGGCUUCAGCUUCGACAACUACUACAGGGGCACUACCCUCAUCGGCGGCACCGACCACCACCACCACCACCACCAACCGAUCUUUCAGUCGUACGCCGAUGCCGUUGUAGAUUACGCGGACCAGCUGCCGCCCCCGGCGCCCUCGCUCAGCCCCCAGGAGACCAACCCGUACGCGCGCCUCGCCUGGACCAACAGCAGCAACUGCAGCAGCAGCAGCAGCUCGACCACCCCGCCGCCGCUCGACUUGUCGAUCAAGCCGACCGGCAACGGGGAUCCUUGGCAGCCGAUCGAGGUCGACUGCCGCGCCGAGGCCACGACCCAUCAACGCCACUACGCCCCGGCGCCCGAGGAGGACAACGACGAGGAGGACGAGGUUGUGGUCGACGACGAUGACGACGACGACGAGCUCAACAGCCAGCGCAGCUGUUCCUCCGCGCACAGUAGCUCCGCGCAACACCAGCGCCAGCACGCGUCCCCGAUCAUGGGCGCCAUAUCGCACCAGGAGGCCGAGCGGCUUCGCGUAGCCCAGGAGAUGGGCGUGGCCGGUUACUCGUCUACCGAUCUCCUGCUCAGUCCCAGCAGCCAUCACAAGCAACAAAGCCACUACCACCAGCUCCUGCAGCGGACGCCACCGCCCCACCAUCACUUGCAGGGCACCCACGCCCUGACGCCGCCGAGCACGCCGUCGCCGCCCCAGCCGCAGUGCUCCGGCAAGCGGUCCAAGUCGUCGUCGUCGUCGUCCUCGUUGGUGGCGAGUCCGGGGACGACACCCGUGGCGGCGGGCAAGCCGGCUCGGGCCAAGAAGAAGCACGCGCGCAAGCUCAAGUUCGACGAGGACAAGAGCAGCCCGGUCUCGGGGACGGUGAUCAUCGGGGAGGACGAGGCCGCCCUGUCGGGGGAGCUGGAGGGCGAGUGCGCCGACAUCGAUCCGUCGCUGAACAUCGUGAACGUGAGCCCCGAGGCCCGGGCCAAGCUGGCCAAGAUCGAGAACAAGCUCGGCCCGUACCAGUGCAUGCUGUGCCGGCAAUUGCACGAGGACGCGUUUCAAUUGGCCCAGCACCGUUGCUCCCGGAUCCGCAACGUCGAUUACCGGUGUCCCGAGUGCGACAAGCGCUUCACUUGUCCGGCCAACUUGGCGAGCCACCGGCGCUGGCACAAGCCCAAGCCCAGGGGGGCCGACGAGGGGGCGCUCAGUUGCACGAGGUGCGAGGCCAAGUUCGCCAAGCCCGUCGCCCUCAGGAAACACGUGGCCAGCCACCACCCGCCCGCCGAUUCCACCGAGCCCAACAACAACAACAGCCAGGUCGACAAGGUGGUGCUGCCGCCAUCGCCGAGCGGUAACGCUGCCCCGACCAUGGAAGUGGCCUGA